GAUGACCAGAGACUGCAGACAGUACAGGAGAUGACCAGAGACUGCGGACACAGUACAGGAGAUGACCAGAGACUGCGGACACAGUACAGGAGAUGACCAGAGACUGCGAUGACCAUUCACAAAGCCAAGCGCAUGCGCACCAGCGCGGGAAGACUGUACAGCGCUGGAGCGAGGAACAGGUAAGGCCCUGCAGGAGACAAACAGCUGAGCGGCCGGCCCGGUAUUCUGACAUGGUGGCGGCAGAAAUACCG
Messenger RNA from Staurois parvus, 251 nucleotides. The record is from the annotation of a GenBank genome assembly. Lineage: Eukaryota; Metazoa; Chordata; Amphibia; Anura; Ranidae.